Dictyostelium discoideum AX4 is the source of this 1521-nucleotide messenger RNA. RefSeq names its product BTB/POZ domain-containing protein. The transcript has 3 exons. The record is from RefSeq and is a predicted model, not a curated record. Bases 1 to 1521 code for a protein of 506 amino acids. Lineage: Eukaryota; Evosea; Eumycetozoa; Dictyosteliales; Dictyosteliaceae.
AUGGAACAGAAAAUGGAUUUUUUAAAUGUUAAACCAAUCGAAUUAGAGUUACAAGGUUUAUCAAUUGCAACUGUAAAAAAUAACGAACAAUGGGAUUUAGAUGGAUUUAAUCAAUAUAAAUUUGUAGAUGAAUCAGAAUAUGAAGAUCAACCAUCAUUUCAAAAGAAUUUAUCACACGAUCUUACAUUUUUACUUCCAACAUUAGAUCAAUUACAAGAUGGUGCCGAUUCAAGUGGACAUGUUGAUCAAUCACAUUUAAGAGGUAGAAUCUAUGCACAUAAAGAAAAGGUUGCAUUGAAAUCCGAAUAUUUUAGUCUCCUCUUAACCAAUGGAAUGAAAGAGAGUAAACAACAAGAAAUUUCAAUUCCAAAUAUUUCAGUCGACAUUUUCUUUGAAAUUUUAAUGUUUUUAUAUACAUCCGAGUUAUCAGUAAAUCAAGAGAAUUUAACAAGUAUGUUUUUAGUUUGUGAUCAAUUUCUCUUGGAAGAUGGUAAACAAAUUUGUAGAGAUUUCAUUAAAACUUUAGAUAAUUUAAUUUUAGAAAGAUUUUUAUUAGAAGAUAAUGGUUUAUGUUCAGAAUUAACAGACCUUUAUAUAGAACAAGUUUGUUCAAAUUCAUCAUUUUUCUUAAAUAUUGAAAGAGUUUCAAAACUUGGAAAAGAUGUAUUGAUCAAAGUCUUGAAUAGAGAUGAUAUACCAAUGAAAGAGAUUGAUAUUUUUAGAUCUACAAUCGAGUGGGUUUCUUGUAACACUGUAUUAUUAUCAUCAUCAUCAACAUCAACAACUACAACUACAACUACAAAUAAUUCAAAUUCAAUUUUAAUUGAACAACAAGAUAAAAAUUUGGUAUCAAAAGUAUUUCAUUUAAUUAGAUUCCCAUCAAUAGAUUAUGAAGAUAUGGUUAGUGUUGUUGAACCAUAUAGUCAUUUAAUUCCUUCAAAUUUAUUAUUAGAAUCAUAUAGAUUCCUUUCAAAACCAAAGUUAAUACCAAUGAAUGAAAACGAUUUACUCAAUCCUAGAUUAACACCAAGAAAGAAACCAAAUCAAACUACAUUGGUACCUGGUUGUGAUGUUAUAUCAUUCCAAUGUCCUGAUCAUAAGAAAUGUUAUUCAGUAUCAUGGCCAAUUCAUAAUUUUAGCGCAAUAAAGAGUCAAAAACAUGUUAGUAACUGUUUUGAAAUGUAUGGUUUAACUUGGAAAAUGUGGGCUUACCCAGCUGGUGAAGCAAAGCACAGUGAUAGUUUUUCAGUUUAUUUAGAAGCAGUUCGUGUAAAAGAGAAGGAAUCUUACGAAUUUUUAAGAAAUACAACAUUCUUUUUCGGUCUUGUAAAUCAAAAGAAUAAAACACUUUGUCGUCACUAUCCCUCAUCUCCAAAUGUUUUAUUCAAUUAUGAGAAAAGUGUUUGGGGUAAUGGUUUAAUAGAAUUAAAACUUUUGUAUGAUAAAUCUUUAGGUUAUAUGGAUAAUGAUUGUGUAACAAUUCAAUUACAUAUUUUAGAAUGUAUUGCAUUGGAUGGUUAA